GUAAAAUUGAUCUCUACGACUUAUUCGUGAAUUUAAUCACAAAUAAUAAUCUUAUUGAUAAAAAAUUUAUUAUUAAAGAAAUGAUUGAACUUGGAGCUUACUUGAAUUAUGUCGAUAAAGUUUCUCACUAUGAUCAACUCUCUAAUUCAUCCUACAAAACGCUUUUUUUAAAUUCGGACUUAGGAAGUGCAUUGGUAAAGAAAUACUUUUAUUUAGUCUUUUCUCUUAGUAUUCUAAUCACCGGCAUGUAUAUCGCAUUAUAUCAAGGAUCUUGGACAGAACAAAAGGGACCUUUUGCUUGGUUUGAAAUGUUGCAGUUAAUUAUGUGGUUCUCUGCAUUUAUGGCAAACCUUUAUGACAUUUUCCAUGGCGCCGUUGGUCUUUGUCAACAAUACCGUUCUGCGUAUUCACUUCAACAAAUUCCAAAAGCUGCUAGAUUUAUACGUAUUGAACAUGAUAAUGUCAAUGAAAAAGUUGUUGUUGAAAUUGAAAAAAAAGAUUUUGACAUUAAUUUGGGCUUGGAAAUAAAUAAUGAUAAGGAAGUGAAUAGUGAUGAUUGUAAACAAAAUGAGUCUAUAUGUUGA
Dentiscutata heterogama is the source of this 584-nucleotide messenger RNA. NCBI's taxonomy places the organism in Eukaryota, Fungi, Glomeromycota, Glomeromycetes, Diversisporales, Gigasporaceae. The record is from the annotation of a GenBank genome assembly.